This is a messenger RNA of Anopheles coustani, 4477 nucleotides long. RefSeq lists its product as uncharacterized. Bases 1 to 2934 code for a protein of 977 amino acids. The transcript has 3 exons. Lineage: Eukaryota; Metazoa; Arthropoda; Insecta; Diptera; Culicidae. The record is from RefSeq and is a predicted model, not a curated record.
AUGGCUGCCAAUCGUAGGCAGUUCUCGUCGAAAGAAGAGGUGCGCAAGGAGGGCGAUGAGGGAGGCGGUGCCGAUGAAGGUGAUGGUGGCGGUGGCGGUGGUAGUGACGGUGGAGGUCCUCCAACCGAGAGCAGCACCAGCGGCAAGGAUGAAGUGGAUUACGUGCUGACAUCUGCCAAGGGUUUGGGAUCAUCCCACAAAGUUGAAGGGGCGUCAAAGGAGGACACCGCUACGGGCCCACCAAAGUCCGGUGUGACGCUUGACAAGUUCAACAUAUUUCACCUGCGCCGAAGACCAAAAAGUGACCCCGGGACGGGCCCGAUCGGGAAGCAUGUGGCGGGUCAGCAGGCGACAUCGGGUGGUGGAGUCGCGGCAACAACGGCCGGCGCAGGACCGGACGAGGUGCUCAAGAAGAAGAAGUCGCGCUUCGUCAAGAGUGCCUCGAUCGCGCGUAUCUUCGGCAAUAACUACAAUACCAAAAAGUAUGACGAUAGCAGCGCUCUGCUGAAGUUGCAGCAGUUCAAGCGCAGCUUCCUCAACAGUGAAAAGUUCCACAAGAAGGACGGCGGGGCCGGUGAGGACGCGGAGGCGGCAACCGGCGGUGAGCUGCAGAUCGGUGACUCCUGUUACGUGAACGACAGCGAAAGCAGCGCCAAAGCGAUCAAGUCGAUCACGCGCGGCCUGGGGCGAUUGCUUCGGCGAAACUGUCACAGCAUCGACAUCAGCCGGCCGGAUCCGGAGUACAAGGUGUCUUACCUGGGCAACGUGCUUACUGGAUGGGCGAAAGGUGAUGGUUGCGUGGAAAAACCCCUUGCGACGCUGUGGCGCAACUACACGCAGAACAGCAAACCGGACGUGAUGAUGAAGCUGUGCCUGUGCCCGUCCGGGCUGAAGGCGACCACCCGGCAGCACGGGCUGACCGAGUACUGGUCGCAUCGGAUCACCUACUGCAGCUCGCCAAAGAACUAUCCGCGCGUGUUCUGCUGGAUCUACCGGCACGAGGGUCGCAAGCUGAAGCACGAGUUCCGCUGCCACGCGGUCAUCUGUUCCAAAGAAACCAUCGCCCAGGAGAUCAGCACCAUCCUGAAGGAAAACCUAGCCAAAGCCCUGCGCGAGUUUAAGCGCGAUAAGUUGAACCGCCAGAACGCCCGGCUCAGUCUGGCGAACAGCGUGUACGACAACCCGAGCAUGCCCCGGCGCAAGAUCAUGCUGAGUGUGGGGGCGAACAACUACCGGCCCCCGCUGGAGCGCUCCAAAUCGGCCCCGAAGCUGAUGGCCAUCGAGGAGAUGAUCGGGGAGGAGGAUGAGGAAGAGGAGUUGGAGACGGGAGCGAGGACAAAGCACUCAUCGGCGGCGGGCGGUAGCAAUGGCAAUGGUGGUGCAUACCUGGAAGCAUGCUGCCGGGAGGAUGCACUGUUUCCUUCGACGACACUUGGCCGACGACGUUGUCGGCGUGGUCACUCGAUACGGCGAUCGCGGUUGCGCAACUCGUUCAAAUCGCCGAAAGACCUGGAGGCACGGGUACCGCUGAAGAACGAGAACAUCGUGCACGUGAGUCCGAUGAACAAAUCGGUCGACUCGAUCCUCGAUACGAUCAGCCAGGAGGACGGCGAGGAGGAAGACACGCUCGAAGAGAGUCCGGCAGCGGAGGAGGAGGAGCAGGGAGCGAUGACGCUUAAGUCGAAGGCAUCCCGCAACUCCGACUCGUCCGAGGACGACUUUGAGGCGUUUCUAGCGCACUACAAUUAUAACUCAAGCGAACCGCUUUCGACGGAACUGAUCUCGUACUUCGACAUGAAGCUGAACCCGGCGGCCGUGUGCAGUAUGCACGAUCUAACCCAGCACCACAGCAGUCUCCCGGUGGUGGGUCUCGAGGAUACGCAACGAUUGGCACUCAGUUUGGACGACCUGGACCACUAUCCGUUGCCUGCGGGCGUAGUGGUUGGAGCAUCGGAAGGCGAAGUGACUCGAUCCCGCGAACUCAAAGAUCCACGCGCUUGCCGGGAACGCGAGCAGCAGGAGGAGGAGGAAGCAAUGUUUUUCAACCAGGAUGAAGUGCUGGAGAUGCUCCGUACGGCUGCCGAAUCGGCCGCAUCCGCCUCCUCCACCCAUCGGCGCCUUUCAAGCGAUCGUCUGCACUCCUGCCUGCACGCCGAGGAUGACACGGCCCCGCCAUCGUUGUUGUGUGUCACGGGCAAGCUGAAUGCCACCGGUGGAUCCCUGACACACCACCCGGACAGUGACGAAGGUUCGAUCUCGAGCGGCUGUGAAACGUCCAGCACCGUCACGACCAACACCGACGAUUCCGUAGCCACCGCAACCUCUUCCUCCGCCGUGGGCGCAAUGGCCGCAGUGCUCAGCAAACCCGGCUCGGUUCUCGAACGCGUGCGCAGCUUCGAGCAGCUGGCCGAGAACCAGGUCAUUCAUGUGCCGCUCGGCGAACGUGCCGACAAUCACUCGCCCGCAUCAACGACGUCCGGUGGUUCAGGCUCCUCUGGGCCACAUCCGGAUGCGAUGGUUUUCAAGCGUAGCAUAACCUUCCCCGCACCGGGUGUUAAAUCGAGCUUCCUCAUGCCCAUGUCGAUGCCAGGUGCCCCCGCCGGACGCAUGGAGCCGAUCGAUUCCCCUCUGGACUCGCUGAAUGAAAUCGUCGAACCACAUCGGACCGAGGGCGGACAAACCCACUUGGAUCACCAUCACAUGCACCACCACCUCCACCACCACCGUCAUCAUGGCCACCUUCGCGGGGAGGACAGUGUCGAGGGAAGCAAACCGAAGGUGCGCCAAAUGCGCCUCAAGUCAACAGUGGCCGCGGUCAACACGCAGCUCAUCAACAACCUGCAGGCGAUCGAUUCCGAUUCGGAGUUUAGUGACGAGUCCGGCUAUGUCGAAUUCCAGGACAACCAACCGUCAAUCAAGUCGGUGACGGCUUGAUGUUGCUCGGUGAAUGAUAAUGAUAAUUGUUAGUGUUAUGUUACAAUUUUUUUUUUUCGUAAGUGUGUUGUCCUUUUUCACUAUGUCCACUUCUUUUCCUCUUCCGGGAUGCAAAGAAAUCUAGUGAAAACCAUCCGUUAAUGUUGCAACCGGCUAAUGAUAAGGAUUAGUAUUUUUACGACUUAGUCUUAGCCUUUGACUUUGUGGCUACGGUCCAUACAAUUUACUUCCGUAAGAUCUGAAUGCGUUUAUGGAUUGUAAUUUUUUUUUGUUUUUGCUACAGGAAUUAGUUGAACAACUUUGGUGGUCGUUAAUUAAGACAGAGCAGUGAAAUUAGAGUAGUUUUAUUUUUAUAUGUAUACUGAUGAUUACUAAAAAUAACAAAUACAUUAUUGUGCAGUUUAGCGGGGUGGACUCGUCGAGACUCGUAGAGACUCGUUUUGGAAAUAUAUAAAUAUAUAUACUUACAAGGAAGUGCAGGCAAAUCAGGAGAGGCAAGAAUAUACAUGAGUGAGGCCUUUACAGAGGAUAGAAGUUGGUUAAAUGUAUGCCCCUGUUAAUGGUUUAGCUUUACCGUUCGUUCUCUACAUGAAGCCAUUCGCUUUUUGAACGUUAUUACAAACGCUCCAAUGCCCCCAUCCCCGCAGGGGCAGGGGAACAAUAUUGUAACAACCCACUGUUCCACACAAUUAAGGCAGGACGCGAUCGAAUCCGAUACCAAAUAAAUUAUUGUAAUCUUUAUCAAUAGAAAAUACGAACGAACACAAUACAACAAUAAAUCAUCCAAUGAGUUAGAAGUAGGUUUAGUAUUGGCCUGUGCCAGAAUUGGUUUCCUUUUGGUAGCUAUAUACAGGUGGAUGCCCCUUUAAAUGUCCAGCACUUGGCAUCAGCUUUAGAAACCACUGGCCCCAUCAUCCCCUUGUCUCCCUUCUCCUUGCACACGAGGCAAUUCUGGUGCAAGAAAGGCAGGAAGAAGUUCGGUUGAAUGUACCUCAACAUGUCCUGAUAUUAUGUAAUGUUACGGAAAUCAUUAAUAUAACUUGUUUUGUUCGAUUUCUACUCGUCAAUAAACACUGAACGCACCUGUAAGAUAAAAAGGUGCAUCUAGAAUAUAUUGCAUUCAACCAAAACGUGCCACCAUAUUUGCACGAAAGCGGUUAUUUCCUCAAAUCUCUUACCAAUCACAUUCUUGGUGAAGUUUUCUUCCCGCAAAUACCUGCAAUGUGGGCAACAUCCUCUAGCACGUGUGUCGGCAUGAGCGAUAAGUUUUCUGGAGCGAAGGGUUUCGCAGGGGGGGAUAAAGGACACUUAACUACAAAAUAGUAAAAGGAAUAAGCAAACCUACUAAAAGUUAUCGGUGCGAUAAUAAAAAAGUGUGUAGACAAAGGGCAAUUUAAAGAAAACUCAUGUUAUAUGUGUGAUCCAGUGGAGAUGGUUAUUGUAUCUGUUCACCAGGUAAACUAUAUUCAAGGAGCAAGGAGUAUAUUUAUUGAUACCGAUAUUUGAACAGUGUUUUUUCUUGUAAUUGUCAACAGUUUCUAUG